AUGUACAUCGCCCCAUUUUCAGGAACGCAGGGGGUCUCAGUUGCCAUUAGCAAUCUGCUCACAGACCCCAUUGCUGGUCUUCCAGAAAGAGUCAGAAAUGCAGUGACCUAUGAUGACGUGCAUGUCAACUUCACUUUGGAAGAAUGGGCUUUGCUGGAUCCUUCCCAGAAGAAUCUCUACAAAGAUGUGAUGGGCGAGACCUACAGGAACCUCACUAGUAUAGGAUACAGUUGGGAAGACCAUAAUAUUGAAGAACAUUGUCAAAGUUCUAGAAGACAUGAAAGGUAUAUUAUACAUUACUUUGGAUACAAGCCACGUGAGCAUAGGGAUGUGAAAAAAUACAACAUACCUCCCACUCUCAGAAAAGAUAGAAGAUAUGUAGCAGUCCCCAUGCUGAGUAUACUUGUUGAAUUUCAUAUAUGA
This is a messenger RNA of Chionomys nivalis (European snow vole), 423 nucleotides long. RefSeq names its product zinc finger protein 431-like. Gene Ontology annotation, biological process: regulation of DNA-templated transcription. Bases 1 to 423 code for a protein of 140 amino acids. The record is from RefSeq and is a predicted model, not a curated record. NCBI's taxonomy places the organism in Eukaryota, Metazoa, Chordata, Mammalia, Rodentia, Cricetidae. The transcript has 4 exons.